This is a messenger RNA of Gigantopelta aegis, 1346 nucleotides long. RefSeq lists its product as uncharacterized. The transcript has 5 exons. The record is from RefSeq and is a predicted model, not a curated record. Lineage: Eukaryota; Metazoa; Mollusca; Gastropoda; Neomphalida; Peltospiridae. The coding region runs from base 177 to 977 and encodes 266 amino acids.
GGGUAAAAUCAAAGGGGCCAACACCAAAGCGUGGUACAAUGCUAAAUGUAUAGGCCUGUAUACGUUUAAUGUUAUAUUACGAGUAAGAACGGGUGUGUAUUUGGCAUAGUUUUAACAUAUCAUAAAUAAAAUAUAAAUACUAGUACUGAAAGGAAGAGGUACACCGACAACUGAUUAUGAAGACGAUGUGGAAUAUAAUGCUUCUUAAUUUUAUCUUAAGAACAGAUUCUGUUCAAGGCAACAGAGCGUGUCAACAACUGCCUGGUACCGCCGGUUAUCCAGUGAUCAACAUGUGUGAAAGCAAUGCCGCCCAAAACAGUGAUACUUUUUAUCUGGAUGCUUUCUCUAAUUCCACAACUGACCCCCAGUGUAUCUGCGUACUACAAGUACAGGGAGCGGCUGAGAUUGGCUUUCAACAAAAUAUCAUUUCUGGGGAUCCUUGUGUGUCUACCUUAACUCUGUACAGCAAAAUGACAAAGGAUCACGCGUUUUCAUGUCGCACAGAUAGCUCAGCAAUAAAUAUCACAACAAACUACACCACCAUGUUGUUGGAACUGAAGACGUCGACGUUGAGUCAGGAAUCCGCCUACUGUUUACAGGUUUCCAAGAAAGGAGGAGCAGUUGCAGCUGUUGCAGGUGGUAUUGUUGGUGCAGUUUUUAUUGUUGUUGCUGUGGUUGUUGUCGUAAUCAUCAAUAAAAGGAAAAAAGCAACAAAAAAGAAUCAAACUACAGAUGACGAUGGCUAUUAUGAAAUUAGGGAUGUUAACCCUAAUAACGCUGAUGCCAACACAAAUAACAAUGUUAACCCGUAUAAUACUGACGACAAUGUUGGCAACACUUACGAACAUCUACAACACAACACUGUACAGUAUGUUAACACGCCGUCCAGUGUUGACGGAGACCACGUGUACCUCCAUGUCAACGAACCAAUACAAGAAUUGCCGGACGAUACACAUUAUCCCGAUCCCGAUUAUUAACAAACAAGACUGACUCGUACAUUUCAGACACUCGUCAGUUACUGUGUAUAUACACACACACAUACACACACACACACACACACACACACACACACACACACACACACACACAUAUAUAUAUAUAUAUAUAUAUAUAUAUAUACUCUUCAAAAAAGUUGGGAAACUCUAAUAAGAAUUUACAAUUGCCAAAACUGUAAGGUGUAUUAGCUGUGGGGAAUGGUUGUAUGAUAAUAGUGUAUUAACUGGACAAACAUUACAACCGGUAGUUCAGUAUUACAGUAGGUGUUAUGACGAUUGGGGUCAGAAAUGAUUUUUUUUUUUAUCAGUAAAUAGGAAAUUCAAACAAUAAAAAUUACUAAAAAAACCAAC